Eucalyptus grandis is the source of this 1292-nucleotide messenger RNA. Its product is annotated as 40S ribosomal protein Sa-2. The transcript is spliced from 5 exons. Bases 101 to 1048 code for a protein of 315 amino acids. The record is from RefSeq and is a predicted model, not a curated record. NCBI's taxonomy places the organism in Eukaryota, Viridiplantae, Streptophyta, Magnoliopsida, Myrtales, Myrtaceae. Gene Ontology annotation, cellular component: 90S preribosome; ribosome; cytosolic small ribosomal subunit. Gene Ontology annotation, biological process: cytoplasmic translation; ribosomal small subunit assembly. Gene Ontology annotation, molecular function: structural constituent of ribosome.
GGCAUGUCGAAGAGCUGGAGCCGCUUUUAGCUUAUUCUUCUUCACUUCCUCGGAGCCCCUCCCGCGGUUGCGAGCUUCCCGAUCCUCGGAAACUUCCUCGAUGGCGACGGGAAUGACCGCGACCUCGGGCGCCGCCGCCGCCGGCGCGCCGGCGAAGCAGCUGUCGCAGAAGGAGGCCGACAUCCAGAUGAUGCUCGCCGCGCAGGUCCACCUCGGCACCAAGAACUGCGACUUCCAGAUGGAGCGCUACGUCUUCAAGCGCCGCAACGACGGUAUAUACAUUAUCAAUCUUGGUAAAACUUGGGAGAAACUUCAGCUGGCAGCUAGAGUUAUUGUGGCGAUUGAGAAUCCACAAGAUAUCAUUGUUCAGUCUGCUCGACCAUAUGGUCAAAGGGCCAUUUUGAAGUUUGCCCAAUACACGGGCGCUCAAGCAAUUGCUGGAAGGCACACUCCAGGAACAUUCACUAAUCAGAUGCAGACCUCAUUUUGUGAGCCUCGUCUGCUCAUUCUCACUGAUCCGAGAACCGAUCACCAACCAAUCAAGGAAUCAGCUCUUGGAAACAUUCCAACCAUUGCUUUCUGUGAUACUGAUUCACCAAUGCGAUAUGUCGAUAUCGGCAUCCCUGCUAACAACAAGGGAAAAGACAGCAUCGGAUGUCUCUUUUGGCUGUUGGCAAGGAUGGUCUUACAGAUGCGCGGUACCAUUCCCAUGGGUCAUAAGUGGGACGUGAUGGUGGACUUAUUUUUCUAUAGAGAGCCAGAGGAGACUAAGCAACAGGAAGAGGAGGACGCUAUCGCCCCAGCUGAAUAUGGAUUACCAGAUUACUCUGGUGCUGACCAAUGGACUUCCCAAAUCCCCGAUGCUUCAUGGGCUGGUGAAACUGCUGCCCCAGCUGCGGUGGCCGCCGUGCCAGCUGCAACCUGGGCACCAGAGCAAGGAGCAGCACCAGUGGCAGUUGAUGGAUGGGAUGCCGUGGCCGCACCAGUAGGUGCAACGCCUGUUGUUGCAACGCCUGUUGUACCAGCAAAUGACGCCGGCUGGGAAUGACGUGUGAUCUGUCUUUCCUAAUUUUUGUAGACGUCACCCAUUUGAGAUUUUUUUUUUUUUUUUUUUUUUUUAAUGGAGGGCACCAUUCAACUAUACCGGUACUCUUGGAGAUUUAUCCAUGGUUGUUUUCGAGUCUGAAUUUGUUUCUGUUCUUUAACGAAGUCAGACAAUGUAGUGUUAAGGAUGUUUGAACGCACAGAUGUUCUUAAUGGGACGAUAAUUUGUGGAAUGACACGAUUUGGCA